AUGAACAGAGAAGUGAUCAGGAGGAGACAAAGCGAAGCAAGAAGAGCAGCAGCAAAGCCGCAGCAGGAGAUAGCUGAUAGGGCGGUGCCGCUGUCUUUGUAUGUUGCGCUGCAGCACUGGGAACAGCAGCAGCAGCAGCAGCAGCAGCAGCAACAGCAGCAGCAGCAGCAGCAGCGCAACAGGGAACGUGGGGGAACGGCAGCACACGAUCCCGUUCUCUUCUAUGGUGCGUAA
Molecule: messenger RNA, 234 nt
Organism: Eimeria mitis
Lineage: Eukaryota; Apicomplexa; Conoidasida; Eucoccidiorida; Eimeriidae
Exons: 1
Coding region: 1-234 (77 amino acids)
Source: RefSeq, a predicted model, not a curated record